Molecule: messenger RNA, 1839 nt
Organism: Odontomachus brunneus
Lineage: Eukaryota; Metazoa; Arthropoda; Insecta; Hymenoptera; Formicidae
Product: ninjurin-2-like
Exons: 1
Coding region: 34-705 (223 amino acids)
Biological process (GO): tissue regeneration; cell adhesion
Cellular component (GO): membrane
Source: RefSeq, a predicted model, not a curated record
ACUGAUCCAUCACAGUCGUCGACUGCGGACAGCAUGAUGUCCUCCAAAAUUGACGGGAGCGAGAUGUUGUACAUGGACGAGAUUCACGACGAAGUGUCGAAGCCGUUAACUUCCGUGGACACGCACAUUGUACCAUACAUCCGAUCGCGUGCCGGCUCUCUAGGGGAGACCGAGCUGCCGAAAAUCCCAGACUCGAAUUUGGGACCUGAGCUCAACGAUCUGAACGAGAUCGACGGAAAGCCGAUCGGUUUCGACGACGGAUUGCUGCUGAGACGUCCAUUCUCGCCGAACAACAACGUCGGAAGCCACGAUUUCAUCACCGAGCCGAAGCUCACGCCCGACGUAAACCUGUAUCAGCACAAGAAGACAGUGGCCCAAGGCAUGAUGGACCUGGCACUGUUGUCUGCCAACGCGAAUCAGAUGCGCUACGUUCUGCAGACGGACGGCCAACAUCCAUACUUCUACCCGUCGCUCGCUAUGAUCAGUUUGAGCCUGUUCCUGCAGAUCGCCGUGGGUAUCGGUCUGAUAUGGAAUAGCUACUACAAUGUCAAAGAGCACGAUCAGAUGUGCAAAGCCAACAAAGCGAAUAACUGGACAGUGAUCGGUAUUUUUCUCGUGACGAUACUCAAUGUGUUUAUCUCGUCAUUCGGCGUCGUUGAUCAGACGUCGACGACGCCGACGACCACCGCUGUCGCGUCCGUGUAGCAGUUUUCUCAUGACAAUCGUGCGAUCGUACAUUAUUUAUGUGUGAGAUGUUCCCAGUUUUUAACGAACGAACUUUGGGAACAUCAUACAUAAUUUCUCCUGUUGAGGCUAUCUCAGACACGCUCAAGAGUGCGAGAAGUUGCUCGCACAUGGUAGGAUGGUAUCCCGAGUACUUCAUACUCGCCUUGCCUAUUAGGAUGCCAACCUGAUUCACUUGUUAUUUUUAAUUUCUGCGAUAUAUGUGAGCGUGUGUGUGUGGAAGUUACGUGCGUAUUUUUAUGUUAUUCAUUCAUAGUAUUUCAUGGUAUAUGAUUACACAUUUGUAUUUAUACGGCACUUCUCACGAUAUACAUGAAGAAUAAUUCUCUUAAUUUGCUAUAUCAUAUAAGUUAUAAGUUUAUUUUUUAAGAAAAUGAGACGAUAUAACAAGUUUAAACAUGAUAAAUUGACGGUAUCUGUUCCAGUACUUCUCUCAAUUCCGCCACUAGUUGCUUCUCAUGUUUUUGUCGACUUUCUUCUUCAGCGACCACACAUUUGCUUAUUUCAUCUAACCAUUUUUGCGCUUCAGUAGAGUUACAUCGACAUUUCUUUAAGCGUGACGGCGGAUCUAAUAAGGGUUUCUGCGACUCGCUAGGAAACGUUUUCCCGGACGUCUUUAGAUAUCUGUAUCGUCCGUCAAUUAAGCGACACAAAUAUGAAGUAAAAUGUUCGAGUUCGCUUUUCAUGAUUUUACUGGAGUAGUGUUUCAUGGUUUUUCGAUGUUCUUGGGUCACGAUAGCCUGUAACGCGAAUCGUCGUUAUCAUAGAACGCUAGUGAUAUUGCCCAAGGUUCGAUUGCGCAUCAACUGAAUGAUAAACCAACACUUAUAAUUAGGUCUUCGUUUAUUUUAAAAGAUAUUAUUUGACUGUUAGUUAGCUUACCACACAGUUGAUGUAGUCAUAAAAAUUAAAAACGCGAUGAAUCACCUCGGAUGAGACUCAAAUGCUACUCGAAAUCUUUCAAAGUUUUAGCCACACUUAUCAUUAGAAUUUCUGUCUACGUGUUUAUCAUGUAUUUUUAUAUUAUUUAUACACAUAAUAGUUUCUUUUAUAUUAUUUAUACGUUAUAAUUUAUAUUAUAUUUUAUAUAUUUUA